CUGGUUUUUUGUUCUGCCAAUCGGCAUCCGUGGCGGGUGCAUGCGCGGCAGUCAGUCGAGGAGAAGUGGGAAAAGCGUGAGGGGAGACGGAAGGUUUGGGAGAAGGGGAAGAAGGAGGACGAGGAGUCCGUUGUCUGAGGCUUUGUGUGGUUUUGCGAAAUUCUUUGUAUUUAACUAAACAUGCCGAGGAAACGGGUGCUGGAAAAAGAUGAUGUUGUCAGCGUGAAGCGGACUAAAGUCAGUCACCCAACACACCAAACGGAGCCUGGCCUGCUGCUGACCUUGGGGCAGGGUGAUCUUGGGCAGCUGGGCCUUGGCCCAAAUGUGAUGGCACGGAAGAGGCCUGCCCUGGUGCAACUCUCCGAGAAGAUCAUCCAGGUAGAAGCAGGAGGGGUCCACACAGUGUGCCUCACCGAGACAGGAAAGAUCUAUACCUUUGGCUGCAAUGAUGAGGGUGCCUUGGGGAGGGACACUUCAGAGGAAGGGUCUGAAUCCAUUCCCGGGCUUGUUGACCUGAAGGAGAAGGUGGUGCAGGUGUCUGCUGGAGACAGCCACACAGCGGCCUUGACGGAGGAUGGGCGUGUUUUCAUCUGGGGCGCUUUCCGGGAUGAAAAUGGAGUCAUUGGCUUACUGGCUCCCCAGAAAGGGGAAGAAAAUUUGGAUACCACAAAGGGUAGCCCUCUUCCUGUGGAGCUGCAGCUGGAUGUACCUAUAGUUAAAAUUGCCUCAGGAAGCCAUCACUUGGCAGUGGUGUCUACGGCAGGCAACCUUUACACCUGUGGUUGCGGAGACAAUGGCCAACUGGGCCGAGUGCCUCAAGUUUUCACCACCAGAGGGGGACGAAGAGGAUUGAAGCUGCUGCUGCUCCCACAAAUCGUCGCUAUCAAGCAGAGAGGCUGUAAGACCAAGGGGCGCAUCCGGGACGUAUUCUGUGGGUCUUACUCCACCCUUGCCAUCACUCAAGAGGGGCAUGUUAUUGGAUUUGGCCUCUCCAAUUACUAUCAGCUGGGUUCACAAGGGAUCGAAACUUACUACUCGCCAAAGAUUCUGACUGCAUUCAAGAACUCCAACAGAUCUUGGGUCAAGUUCUCAGCUGGUCAACAUCACACUGUGUGCCUGGACUCAGAAGGAACUGUGUAUAGUCUGGGCAGGGCAGACUAUGGCAUGUUAGGCCUUGGCCAGGGCUGUUCAGAGAAGACCAACCCCACGGCCAUUCCUGGGAUACCCAAGUCCUCUUCAGUCGCUUGUGGAGAAAGGGUUGGCUUUGCAGUCACAGAAGACGGUCGAGCUUUUGCCUGGGGCAUGGGCUCUAACCUCCAGCUUGGCACAGGCGACGAAGAUGAUGCUUGGAGCCCUGUUCAGAUGUCUGGGCAACAGCUGGAGAAUCGCAGUGUCCUCUCUGUGUCCAGUGGAGGGCAGCACACUGUCUUACUGGUCAAGGACAAGCAGAGUUGACAAACUGUACUUGCAUUAUUGCUAAUAGCCACCCGAGGGCACUGCCUUCCUGAGUCUCUUGGAACAGGGUCUUGGAAGACUGGCUUCUGGUGGCUUCCCGUGUGGAAAACCUUCCAGUGUUUCUGUGGAGGAGAAAAUUAGCUGAUAUAAAAAAAAUACUCUCUGGGAUGCAGGAAUAUGUUUAAAUCUGAAAAGGCUUCCAUCCUUGCUCUCAUCUCUAUUGGUGGUGGAGGACAUGGCCGCAUUUGUACCUCUUUUGUCAACCAAUGAAGUGACUGAUUUUAUCCUCUCGAAACAUUGCUUUGAAAAGCCCCUUCAACUUCCUGCAGAUUAUUUGCCCUGUGACCUAUUUCAGAAAUCAGCAGAACAUGUCCCCUGCUUUUCUUCCCUAACCAGGUUUGCUGGCUUCACCUCUUUCCCUUGCCUUUCCUCCUACCUCCAGUUUUUGCUUUUCAACAAUACAGGAUGUUAUCUUUUCCUCUGGUUUUAAUUUUUGUUCUCUUAAGAGAUUUUUUUUAUCUAUCUAAAUUUUAAUUUUUGAAUGUAAGCAUAACUCAGGUGUUAGUUGCUUCCCCCAUGUCUUCUGCUGUGAUCAGCCAAGUUAAGGAGCAUGGAACAGAACAGGAGAAAGUCAGAAAAAACAUUUCAGUGCAUUUUGCACCAGAUAACUUACUGAAUGGUAAGCUCUUUAAAAUGGCUUUGCCUCAUGUUUAGUAAGUGUAGGUGCCUUAUAGGUAGUCUUCCAUAGGGGUGACUUCAGUUCACAGCAGAAAUGAGCAAUUACUUUGGGGACAAGUGGCUAAUUUCUCCCUUGAUCCUACAGCUGGCCGCAUCCCCCUUCCACACACCAAGGCCAAAUACAGUACCUCAGUCUCAGAAUGGCAGCAGAUGCACCUUCGCUUCCUGUUGCCAUUUCGGGAGAUGCUGCAGAUGAAAACAGAAGUAGUUUCUCUGCAGACCUCCAAGGAGUGGCCAGGAGUGUCGACUGUCACAUUUUGAAAGUGGCUGCAGAAAAACUGGCAUUUGAAAUAAUUUGGGAUUCUGUGAUCCUGAUGAGGAUUGAGGUAUUUUGGGGGUGUUUUCAUAAAUCCAGAGACUUUCCUGUGUGAUUUUAGAGCAAUGUUACCUGAAAAUCAUGCUGCUCUUUAAAAAAAAAAGGGAGGUGAGGGACAGAUGGAGGUUUUCAGGGGUCCACAUGUAGCUGCAAACUGCACUUUGCCAACUCCCAGUGACAGGCAGGGCUCUGAAAUGGAAUAGGAUUCCUGUUUGUUUCAGGGUUCCAAAUUCUCCAGUCCAACUUCCUUGAUCUAACACUGCAGUGAGAAUUGGGGAGAAUUUUUGCAACUCAAGAGGGGUCUAUUUUUUUCUUCAUUUUGGGUACAUUCUGUGACUGCUUUCAAAAACCAUGUCUAUAAUCCUACAGUUGGAGGAGACUAGUACAACAACCAAGGCUAGUUGUCUAUAAUAUGCUCUGUAUAGUCUUGGCACAGAUGAAUAUUGACACUGCCCAGUCCUAAGUGCCCAGUGUUGUGGUGCAGUCUGAGAAGACCAUGGCUUCUCUCAUAUGGUAAAAUUAGAGACUUGCAUCUAGAAAGUGAUGCCCUAACACAGCCUUUCCACAACAUGAUGUGAUUGAAGAUUAUUUUUGUUCCUUUAUGGAAUAUAUCUAUUUGCCCGGCUUCCUCGAUUAGAUUGUGAGCAAAAGUCGGGCAGCAGCUUCUGUGUUGUUUUGUAAGAUUUUGGCUAAAUCUUUCUUGAUUAGGAUGUGUGCUCAGUUAUUACAGCACUCUGGGUCACUGAUUUAAUCUAUUCCACUGCAGCAGUGUCAUUUCAAAGGUGACAGAGACUAGCCUAAUUCCACACACACACUCAGAAACUGCAGGAAGACUGGCACAAAGCAGCUUCCAACUUUGUCAUCUGCAGCUGCGUUAUGAAACUUGGGACAGUUGUAUAAAAGGCUUUAUUUUUUUAAAUAGUAAAUUGAGGCCUGGGGUGGAAGCAGUGGGGUGCUUUUUUGUGUUUUUUGAAAAAUAAGGACAAAAUUUAAAAAUAGUGGCAUUUACAGACACAUCUGUAAAUUUCUAACAAUUUUGAAAUAAAUUGAGUUGUGUUA
Messenger RNA from Anolis sagrei ordinatus, 3568 nucleotides. It is a transcript of the gene RCC1, whose product is annotated as regulator of chromosome condensation 1. Gene Ontology annotation, cellular component: cytoplasm. Lineage: Eukaryota; Metazoa; Chordata; Lepidosauria; Squamata; Anolidae. The record is from RefSeq and is a predicted model, not a curated record. Gene Ontology annotation, molecular function: guanyl-nucleotide exchange factor activity.